Molecule: messenger RNA, 1158 nt
Organism: Carassius auratus (goldfish)
Lineage: Eukaryota; Metazoa; Chordata; Actinopteri; Cypriniformes; Cyprinidae
Product: gastrula zinc finger protein XlCGF8.2DB-like
Exons: 2
Coding region: 62-1108 (348 amino acids)
Biological process (GO): regulation of transcription by RNA polymerase II
Cellular component (GO): nucleus
Molecular function (GO): DNA-binding transcription factor activity, RNA polymerase II-specific; RNA polymerase II transcription regulatory region sequence-specific DNA binding
Source: RefSeq, a predicted model, not a curated record
GAGAAUAAAACAAGAGGAACCAGAAACCUGGAGAAUAAAACACGAGGAACAAGGAGGCCUAAUGAAAAUGAAGGAAGAAAGACCAGAUCUGAAUGACGUGGAGGAGGAAUAUCAGGAUCAGAAAGAUCAAGAUGUCAAUGGAGAAAAAUCUGUAAUUUGCAACAUUAAAAAAACAGACGUCAAAAGGCCUUUCAGCUGCUCUCAGUGUGGGAAGAGCUUUACACGGAAAGGACACCUUAAAAAUCAUUUGUUAACUCACACUUCAGAAAAGCCUUACAGCUGCUCUCAGUGUGGAAAGAGUUACGCACAGAAAGGAAACCUUAAUAAUCAUUUGGUAACCCACGCUUCAGAAAAGCCUUUCAGCUGCUCUCAAUGUGGAAACACUUUCAAUCGUAAAGCAAGCCUUGAGAAGCACAUGUUGAUUCAUGCUGGGAUAAAGCCUUACAUCUGCUCUGAGUGUGGAAAGAGUUGUACAUAUAAAGAAAACCUCAAGACUCACAUGUUAAUUCAUACUGGGAUAAAGUCUUUCAGUUGCUCUCAGUGUAAGAAGACUUUUACACAUAAAUCAGGCCGUGAGAAGCACAUGUUAAUUCAUACUCAGAUAAAGUCUUUCUGCUGCUCUCAGUGUGGAAACGCUUUCAGUCGUAAAGCAUGCCUUGAGAAGCACAUGUUUAUUCAUACUGGGAUAAAGCCUUACAGCUGCUCUGAGUGUGGAAAGAGUUUCACACAGAAAGGACAACUUAAUAAUCAUCUGGUAACUCACACUUCAGAAAAGCCUUUCAGCUGCUCUCAGUGUGGAAACACUUUCAGUCGUAAAGUAUGCCUUGAGAAGCACAUGUUGAUUCAUGCUGGGAUAAAGCCUUACAGCUGCUCUGAGUGUGGAAAGAGUUACACACAGAAAGGAGCACUUAAAAAUCAUCUGGUAUCUCACACUUCAGUAAAGCCUUUCAGUUGCUCUCAGUGUGGAAAGAGUUUUACGCAGAAAGGACACCUUAAGGAUCAUUUGGUUACUCACACUUCAGUAAAGCCUUUCAGUUGCUCUCAGUGUGGAAAGAGUUUUACAUAUAAAUCAACCCUUAAGAGACACAUGUUUAUUCAUACUGGGUAAAAAACCUUUUACCUGCUCUCAGUGUGAAAUGUGUUUAGAACAAAAAUGAG